This is a messenger RNA of Mycena citricolor, 566 nucleotides long. The record is from the annotation of a GenBank genome assembly. NCBI's taxonomy places the organism in Eukaryota, Fungi, Basidiomycota, Agaricomycetes, Agaricales, Mycenaceae.
GGAACUACCACUAUGUUCGCUGGCCUCAUCCGUAGACAAGCCCUUCUCACGACUUUGCGUCCGUCACGGGGCUCGUUCUUUUCCACGACCGCACGCAUCUUGGCCGACGACAAGCGUCUCCUCAUCAGACUCAAGAAAGUGGGCCCGAAUUUCCCCAAGGAGGAACUGCAGGCAGCGUUCGAUGCGUACGGUCCCAACACCUUAGACCUCCUCCCGGCGCGCAAGACGCCUCCGCCGUUUGCAUUCGUGAGCUUCGAAAAGUCUGCAGACGCUGCGUCUGCCGCGGCCUCCGCAUCAUUGAAGGAAAAAUUCGCUGUCGAAUACUCCCGGGACAUCGUGCCCAGGGCUAAGAAAGCUUGAUACGUCGUCGUUUAUAGCCGGUCUGCAGAAUUCCCCCCAAAACAUCACGACGUUCAGCUUCCCUGACACGUUUCGCAUUGGACCGCCCGACCCUGAUUUGCACUCUCUCUAUCUAGAACGCACUACUUACACUCUCCCCACCAUUGCAUGAUUUUAUGUUUCCCGUCCGAACUGAACGCCAAGCCAGCCAGCAUGAGCUUGCCCUU